UUUCCUUCGUUCUACGGGAACGGCUCUGACUCGCGUCAAAUACGGCGUUCUGGGAGAGUUCGCCGUAUUUUACAACAUCUUGACACAUCGAACGGCGUUUUUUUCGCCAUCUCUUAACGAGACGGGUUGGAAAAGUGGCGUAUUGUGGCGGUUUUGGCUUGCCGGAUCAAGAUACACGGGACCCAGAACGCAACGCCACACCGGAAGCCCGAGUAUCAGCCGUGCCCCAAACAACAAUACCACGGAGUCACAAUAAGGGGAAGCCAUGGAGCCAGGGACCAGCUAGUACCUGCACGCCACCGUGAAGACUAGCUCUUCGGGGCUUUGGACCGACACGGCGGCGGCAUUCGGCACAUUUAGUUAGCGUUUUUGGGGAGGUGGGGGGCACAGCUGGGCUUCCCGUCGGCUCCACCGACCACGGCAGCUCCAGUUUGGUUAGUUUCCACCGUCCAGCAACACUCUACGUCUGAUUUUUGCGAUUGUUUGUGUGGUUCGGUCCGCCAGCCCCUGUCGGGGACACGGCUGCAGCCAUGCUAGCUGUCCGAAUCGUCACCGCGGACUACUACCUAUCGGCUCCCAUUAAAGGCCUGGAUGUGUGCUACUCGGAGUUCAGAGAGAGCGACGUGAGGAAGGUGCCGGUGGUGCGGAUCUUCGGAGCAACGCCAGAAGGGCAGAAGACAUGUCUCCACAUCCAUGGCGUGUUCCCGUACAUCUACGUCCCAUAUGAUGGCUAUGCCCAGCAGCCAGAGCGGUACCUGCGGCAGGUGGCCUUCAGCAUUGACAGGGCUCUUAACAUUGCCAUGGGGAAUCCAGCCGCAAGCACCCAACAUGUUUUCAAGGUGGUGCUGGUCUCUGGCAUGCCCUUCUACGGUUUUUAUGCCAAGGAGAAGCAUUUCAUGAAAAUCUACUUGUAUAACCCUCAGAUGAUUAAAAGAGUGUGUGAGCUGUUGCAGAGUGGAGCAGUCAUGAACAGGACUUAUCAGCCCCAUGAGGGUCACAUCCCUUACCUCCUCCAACUCUUCAUAGACUACAACCUCUACGGCAUGAACCUGAUCACACUGGGAGCUGUUAAGUUUCGCAGGAGCCAAAGUAAAGGAGAACCACCAGCAGAACCCAAUAGAACUGGUACCAGCAGUCUUCCCAGCAUUAGCCCCUGGAAGAGUCCCUGCAUGUCCACGCUAAAUGACAGCACUCCAGGGGGCGCUACGGUCCGCUGGGACAAAGACACUAUACCCUGCUCCUUAGUCCUGGAAGAUGUCGAAAGGCAGAGCACCUGUGAGCUGGAGGUUGACGCCGUGGCCGUAGACAUCCUCAACCGCCUUGAUGUUGAAGGUCAGACUGGCAGGAACCCUGGACUCCAGGCCAUCUGGGAGGAUGAGAAGCAGAGGAGGAGAGAGAACAACCAGCCAUCCCAGAUAGAACCCCCCCAUUCACAGGAUCGCGUGUCUGCUGCCCCCACGGAGAGCGAGAACAUCUUCAUUAGGAGACUGAAGGAGAUGCUGAAGGAGUCUGAGUUUAAAGUGACACCGGAUUCAUCUGAGGACAACGAGGAAUUCUCAGGUGAAAUCAGUCUGCACCCUGACCACCUAACCCCUGACCUAUCGCCAUGUACCCCUGCUAACGCUUUAGAGGUUCACAUGGACUCUCAGCCAGACUUUGUGAAGAUCAGAGGAAGAGUUCCAGAAGAGCCUGUUGUUGACAAAGAGGCCAUCUUGAAUCUGUUGGAGAGCAGUCAGACGUUUCUGCCACCCUCCCAGAUUUCCCAUCCUUUUCAUUUGACAGACAGUAGUCGGGAUACAUCCAUCAUUGAUUUGCUGGCAGGACUAGAGGACGACAGUUUCCACAGGACCCCUAUCAAGCAGGGUUCCCAGUCCCUCUCCCAUCCUAGUGCCAGAGGUUACCACUGUAACAGCGAUGAGGAGGAAGCCGAGCCCGAGCUGGAGAAAGAAGAAACUGAGCUCAGUGUGGUGAUGUCACAGCGGUGGGAUAACGAGCCCACCGAGAUCUCUGCUCCACUGAAGCUGCGAGAGAAGGACGCUGAGGAUAGCCUUAGUGAUGAACAAGACUUCUCUGAUGAAGACCUAGAGUGGAGCGGGAACAACACCUUGUUUGCUAAUCUCUCCAUCCCCCAGCUCGAUGGAGCAGCUGACGAGAGCAGCGAUUCAUCCCUGACCGACAGCGGCUCCGUGUCACAGUCUUCGCUCAUCAGAACAGAAAAGCUGCUGGACAAAACCAGUCCCCUGACUGGAGAAGCUGUCCACUUGGAGCCACCUUCAUCUGCUAAGAUCCUUGUAGAUUACCAACACUCUGAGCACACCCCUCUUCCUCGGUCAGACACAGACAAACCAGCUGACAAGCACCUUUCGCUCAAGAGCGGCCAGGACAGCAGUGGCGACUGCUCAGCAGGGUUUAAGUUCAGUAAGGAAAUCCCUUACAUCCUAUCAGUCAAACAUCCAAUCCCUUGUAAAUUAGCAAGCCACCCUGAGGCGUCUCCGAAUGACAGGGGCAAAGAAGACAUACGACCACUGUCCACAUAUAACAAAAACUCCGCAGUAACUGUGGAUAAGACCGAUUUGGAAGACUUCCAGUUUGGAAAUGGGAAAACGUUUAACGGCAGGAAGAGGUUUGGUAGUAUAACAAGUGUCGAAGCAAACCGUCUGUCCAUUUUACAGAAAUGCAGCAACUUCUCCCUGCGUUACUCAAACCUAACAACAUGCUCUGUGAAGACUGAGAUGGAAUUGAAUGCAAAGGAAAGGAAGAGCCCUAUUCAGGGCAGCAUCACCUUUGCUCCACCUCCAAUGGAUGAGGAGGGAUCUUACAAGUACGAGGAGCAAAUACCCCAGGAAAGUCGGGAAGGAGAUGGUGGCGAGCUCAACAUUAGGUACGAGGACUACCAGGGAAAUCAAACCGAGAAGACCAUUGUGGCUCAGCAGGAAGCUCACUAUAAAUUCUUCCCCACUGUCAUCCUCUCCAACUGCCUCAACAGAAAGAAAGCUGCUAACAAAAAUGUGGUAGAUGCCUGCAGCAAGCCGGUCCUGCCUGCAUCCUGCAGCUUAAAGCCUAAAGCUACCAAGAGAAGGUUAGGAAUGUCAGGGCACAGGAACAGAGCGAAGACAGCUCCAAGCUCCGACAGUCCCGCCAACACUACCUCGUUGGAGCUGGUACAACAACACGAGUCAAUACAGCAGAUGGAGCAAGUUAGAGAUGGUUCAAGCUCAGAUGUAAAGCUAAUCAUAGCGGAGGAGUCGGAACAUACUAAGGAGACUGAAGAUAACCAGACAGAACCUGUCUCCGAGCUGGAACCAGAGGAAGCCACGCUCUCCACACAUAGAACACUUCAACAGGAAGUUUGUGCUAAAUCGGCCUGUGCCAAGUCACCAGCACUGCCUUUAAAUAAAUAUGCCCUGAGGCCCAAACGGAAGAAGCUUUAUCAUAGAGAAGAUGAGGAUGGAUCUACUCCCCCCCCUUCUAAGAACCCACGCUCUGCCAAAGAAUGUCACGAAGAUGGUGGCGUUCCCAGUGGGCAGCAGCCAAAGAACCAGAGGAGGCGCAAAGAGAAAACCCCCUUUGUUAUUAAAUACAUUAUUAUCAACAGGUUCAAAGGACAGAAGAACAUGUUGGUGAAGAUGUCGAAGGUGAAUGCAGAGGAGCGGGUGGUGUUACUGACUCCAAACAAGCGGGAGAGAUACAAUAAGCUAGCUCCUCUCAAGGAUUUCUGGCCCAGGGUGCCAGAGUCCACUGCGGUCAGGUUUCCUGUCAGUGAGUACAAAGCCAAGAAGCAUCCCCAAAGAAAGACAAAGGUCAGCAGCACCAAAAAGAAAGUGCUCACCAGCUUAUCCAACCCCUGUGAGAGAUACGGCAAAGCCCUCGGUAGGACCAGAAGCCGCCGAAGGCCCUCUCUACCGCCUCCUCGGCCGUGCUAUUGUGAGCUGGCAGAUGACCAUAACAGUGAGUACACUGAUGUCAUGGCAGAAUUGGGCUAUCUUUCUGAUCGGUCUCUGAGCCCCACCAGGUCAACACCUCCACGCUGCUGGUCCCCAUGUAGUCCUCCAAUCGCUGGCGAAAGCUCAGAAUGGCUGAUAAACCCCCUCAGUGACCCGUGUCUGAGUUCUGCUCUUCACAAGCUGCAUGCCAAGUCUUCAACCAAAGCAGCCCAGGGGCAGCCGCCAACUCCCAAAACUAAGAAAUCCACCAUUACGAAAAUGAAACCAGGCAAAGCUGCUGCUGCAAGGAGGAACACUGCUACAGGUCCUCCAGCAGCUCCGAGGCCCAGGUGUAGAAAGAAAACGGACCAAUCGAAUUGUGGUGAUGGCUCCUCUCAACGAGCGCCUCCAGGCCUGCCGCUGUUAGGAGCUAGUAGCAACCGUCUGGAGCACUCCCAGAUGACGUGUACAGCAUUGUCCAUCGCAGCCCAGUUCAUACAACCCAAGCAGGAGGACAUCGAAUCUUCAAUCAUGAAAGACGAUGAAGGUUUUUCCGCUCCAGUUGAGAUGAAGCAACAAGGCUGUCAGACCACUAUGGUCAAACCAGAAGGGGGCCUUUCCUCCCUUCGUAAUGAGACAUCUUCUGGCCUUGCUGUACGUGAGCAGACCCUCCCCGUGAGAACGGCCGGGACAGACGGGCCUGCCGCUGCCACGGCUCAGCCUGCAGCCACACACACACAACUCACGAGGACCCCCCCCACUGCUCCUCUGAAACACAGGACCGUCACCAGGUCUACUACUCCAAAGUGCAAACGUCUACACACCAUCAAAGGCAAGCCCAGCUGUCCUCAGUUUCACGUUUCAGUGGAGCGGGAAGCUGGCGUGUCUAGUGGCUCUCCGGAUUCUGAGUCGGACCCGAGACCGGAGAGCUGCAGCUUUAUGGAGGACAGCCUGUCUCCAGAGCUUCCUCACAGCUACACAUUUGACAUCAACACUGUCCAUCAGACAGACUUCUGUAGUCCAAGCAGCAGCAGCCAGUUCGUCCUCACCGAUAAGAACUUACCCACGAAGUUCCUCAGUGAUGUCGGUCAGGAACCGACAUUUGCACAAGGUCUACAUGAUUUCCCCCCAAAUCAAACACUACACCACAUCUCCUCUCUAAGCCCUGAGCUGACUAAGGACCAACCUGCUGACCCUGAGCACAGAGAGUCUGCACCGCCCAACCACCGGGUGACAACGAAGAUCAAAGAGUGGGACUCAUUCUUCGGUAAAUCCCAGCUGUCCAGCCCGUUUCAAAGCUUUGAUUGUGAGAGGAAAGAGUUUCUUUUCUCAGCUUUGGACACGACGGCACCGCGGCCUUUAAGCUUGGCCUCCUUCAUGGACCACAAGGACUCACCAACUAGUCACUUACCGGAAAGCAUCGAAGGUCUCACUUCCACUACGCCCAGCGGCUCUCCUCAUUCCAUCAGCUCUCUGUCUCAGGUGGGGGCCAACCAGCUACAGCGGGGGGUUGGGGGCGCCGCUCACAUUCUCAAGCCGCUCAUGUCCCCCCCAAGUCAAGAGGAGGUCCUCGGCACCCGGCUGGAACUGGAGAUGUCCGAGGCCACCUUUCAGGAGCCUUUCUGCAGCGACCCAUCAGACUGCCGGGGCAAGCCCAUGGAGGUGGGGGGCCGUAAGCUGACGGUUGGCACCAGACUGGUGAAGGAGCUUCCGGAGUUUAGUGGAGAUCUGUCUUUGGAGGGCCUCCGUUUCUGGAAGACUGCCUUCUCAGCCAUGACUCGCCCUGCCAGCUGCAUGAUCUCAGCUUCUCUGAAGUCUGGGGCUAAACCAGCGUCGGACAAGAACAAGAGGAUCACACUCCUGCCCUGCAGAAACCCACCGAGCCGCCAGCAGGUCCAGCUGUGGCUGGAUGCCAGGAGACAGUACCAAAGUCUGCAGAAUGGGAGGAGCAAGCUGGAGAAAGGGAGGGGCUAUGAAGAGGAGGAGGAGCAAAAUCCAGAGAUUACCGGGCAGCCUGCAGGGAGCGCUGGUUCGCGUGGAAACCUUUCCAUCCGGGCUCCAAGGAGAAAGAAACUCAGCUUUUCCUCAGCUGGAUCCGCUGUGGCCGAUCCGGUUCCAGGCAGGACUGCUAUGGGUUUGCAAAAAGAUCAGGAUAAUGACAACGAUGCUCAGAUGUCCUCCCCAGAGCUCCCAGAGCUGCCUCCAUGGCAGCAGAACUUCUCAGAACCAGACCAUCUCAAGGCAGUCGAGCCCAUUGGAAACCCUUUAGAACCUCCGUCUCCCCGGUUCUGUAAGUCCCCAGAUGGAGGAGGAGGGAACUGUUCUCCACUUCCUCUUUACAGCAGGGGCAGGGAUGACGAGGAGACAAGUCCACACCUGCACAGCACCCCCUUCUUCAGGAAGAGGAGGAGGAGCAGAGCGGACUUGGAUCCAGUGUGCAGCACCCCCAUGUGUGAAGGAGUACCGGUUCCUCUCCCCAACAGCAGGAGGAGCCAGGCUGGUCCUCUCAGAAGAGUCCUACUCACUACUCAGAUGAAGAACCAGUUUGCUGCUCUGAAUGUACCAAAGAAGGACCUUUCUCAGAUUGAAGGUCCCAGCUUAGACAACUCUCAUGGUUUCAAGGUUAGCAUGCAGAACCUGCAGGAGGCCAAAGCUCUGCAUGAGGUGCAGCACCUGACGCUGAUGGGAAUGGAACUCCACGCAAGAAGCCGACGUGACCUUGAGUGUGACCCUGAGUUUGACCCCAUAUGUGCCUUGUUCUACUGCUUCCAUUCUGACGACCCACUCCAGGACGUAGGCAGCACCAGGCUAAGCGCGGCCAUCAUGGUGGACAGAACCCGUCUAGGUUGUGACCAGGAUUGCAGAGGAACGGCGCCGCCGCUGCUACACAGGUCAGGCGUCUCUGGGCUGCACGUGACAUACGUCAGCGAGGAGAAGACGCUGUUGGAGGAGCUGGUCUCAGUGGUGAGAAGGUUUGAUCCAGACAUCUUGGUGGGCUAUGAGGUGCAAAUGAAUUCUUGGGGUUACCUCCUUCAGAGGGCUGCAGCACUUGGAGUGGAUCUGUGCCCGCAGCUGUCCCGAGUGCCAGGCGACUCCAAACAGAACCACUUCUCCGCUGAGAGGGACGAGUACGGAGCCGACACCAUGACCGAGAUCAACAUUAUCGGACGGAUCACUCUGAACCUGUGGAGGGUGAUGAAGACAGAGGUGACGUUGAACAGUUACAGCUUUGAGAAUGUGGCCUUCCACGUUCUGCACCAACGCUUCCCACUCUACAGCCGUCGCCUGCUGUCCGACUGGUUCGACCACAGCACACACCUGUACAGGUGGAAAGUGGUGGAUCAUUACAUGACCCAUGUGCAUGGUACCAUGCAGCUUCUGCAGCAGCACGACAUCAUCGGCAGAACCAGCGAGCUUGCCAGACUCUUUGGAAUUCAGUUCCUCCAUGUUUUGACCCGGGGCUCACAGUACCGUGUGGAGUCUAUGAUGCUACGUGUGGCCAAACCCCUCAACUACAUACCCGUGACCCCGAGCAUGCAGCAGCGCGCUCAGCAGAGGGCCCCACAGUGCAUCCCGCUCGUGAUGGAGCCUGAGUCCCGGUUUUACAGCAACUGUGUGGUAGUGCUGGACUUCCAGUCGCUCUAUCCGUCGAUCAUAAUCGCAUACAACUAUUGCUUCUCUACGUGCCUCGGCCAUGUGGACAGCCUGGGAACGCUGGAUGAGUUCAAGUUUGGCUGCACGUCUCUUCGGGUUCCCCCUGAGCUCCUCCACCGGCUUCGUAAUGACAUUACCGUGUCUCCUGGCGGUGUCGCCUUUGUCAAGUCGUCGGUGCGUAAAGGGGUCCUGCCCAGGAUGCUGGAGGAGAUCCUAGGCACCAGGAUCAUGGUGAAGAACUCCAUGAAGAGCUACAAGCAGGACAAGGCUCUGAUGAAGCUUCUACAUGUCCGUCAGCUUGGACUCAAACUCAUCGCCAACGUCACCUUCGGCUACACCUCGGCCAGCUACUCCGGACGCAUGCCCAGUGUGGAGGUGGGAGAUAGCAUUGUCCACAAAGCCAGAGAGACCUUAGAGAGAGCCAUCAAGAUGGUCAACGAGACGAGGAAAUGGGGAGCGCGGGUGGUGUACGGAGACACUGACAGCAUGUUUGUUCUUCUGAAGGGAGCCACCAAAGAGCAGGCCUUCAGGAUUGGCAACGAGAUCGCCGAAGCCGUGACUCAAACCAACCCUAAACCCGUGAAGCUCAAGUUUGAAAAGGUGUACCUGCCCUGUCUGCUGCAGACUAAGAAGCGCUACGUGGGUUACAUGUAUGAGAGCCUGGAUCAGAAGGAGCCAGUGUUCGAUGCCAAAGGAAUAGAAACGGUCCGCCGUGAUGGAUGCCUCGCUGUUGUCAAAAUUCUGGAACGGUCAAUAAAGCUGCUGUUUGAGACCAGGGACGUCAGUCAGGUGAAGCAGUUUGUGCAGCGCCAGUGUGUGAAGGUUCUGGAUGGUCGGGCCAGCAUGCAGGACCUCAUCUUUGCCAAGGAAUAUCGCGGCAGCAGCUCAUAUCGACCUGGAGCCUGUGUGCCAGCAUUGGAGCUAUCAAGACGAAUGAUGGCGUACGACAGGCGCCUGGAGCCUUGUGUGGGUGAGCGAGUGCCCUAUGUCAUUGUGUAUGGGAUGCCGGGCGUGCCCCUCAUUCAGCUGGUCCGGAGACCCACGGAGGUUCUGCAGGACCCCAGCUUGCGCCUCAACGCCACCUACUACAUCACCAAACAGAUCCUGCCACCGCUGGCUCGCAUGUUCCAACUAAUUGGAGUAGACGUGUUCAGUUGGUACCAGGAGCUGCCCAGGGUCCAGAAGUCCUGCACCUCUGCUGCAGGUGUGAGGGAACCCUCUGAGAGAAAGGGAACCAUUUCCCAGUAUUUCACCACACUUCACUGCCCCGUGUGUGACCAGCUGACCCAGCUGGGGGUGUGUGCCCGGUGCCGUGCUGAGCCCCAGAGGGUGGUUGUCACUCUUCACCAAGACAUGAGGCAGUGGGAGAGCCAGCAGGAGCAGUUGCUGAAGAUCUGCAGGAACUGCAGCGGAUGUGUGGAGCGCCAGGUCCCCUGCACGUCCCUGGACUGUCCCGUCCUCUACAAGCUGUCCCGGGUCACUAGACAGCUCAACAAGGCCCCCUACCUUCGACAGCUGCUGGAGCAGUUCUGAUUGGCUCCUGCGUUCCAGUUGGUUUACAAGGACGACCACUGAACGUUAGGUUAACGGCAUUACUGCACCGAUGUUCUGACCCAACAGGGACCAGAACCCCGUUUACUUUCCGUUCUGGGACCUCUGAUGUCUUUGUGCACAUUCAUGAGUUUUUACUGAUAAACAGCAGGAACCAGGACGUGUCUGUAAAACAAAACACACACACUACUCUUCACGGUUUUUAAUGAGGUGGCUGUGGGCGGAGCUCUCACGUGUAAUAAACUCUUGUGGUGAUGAA
Molecule: messenger RNA, 9387 nt
Organism: Nothobranchius furzeri (turquoise killifish)
Lineage: Eukaryota; Metazoa; Chordata; Actinopteri; Cyprinodontiformes; Nothobranchiidae
Gene: rev3l
Product: REV3 like, DNA directed polymerase zeta catalytic subunit
Biological process (GO): double-strand break repair via homologous recombination; error-prone translesion synthesis
Cellular component (GO): nucleus; zeta DNA polymerase complex
Molecular function (GO): DNA binding; nucleotide binding; DNA-directed DNA polymerase activity
Source: RefSeq, a predicted model, not a curated record